AUGAUCGAGGAAGGCAGUAAACGAGGCAAGGCCAUGGUGGAGAAGAGACAGCUCUUCAUGGAAAUGAGAGCUCAGAACUUCGACGUUAUCAGACUGUCGACUUACAGGACUGCCUGCAAACUCCGGUUUGUGCAAAAGAGAUGCAACCUUCAUCUGGUGGAUGUCUGGAACAUGAUCGAAGCCUUUCGUGACAAUGGACUCAACACAUUGGACCACAAUGCCGAAAUCAAUGUGUCGCGGCUGGAGACUAUCCUGUCUUCCAUUUACUACCAGCUCAACAAGCGACUGCCCACCACCCACCAGAUCAAUGUGGAACAGUCCAUCGGGUUGCUGCUCAACUUCAUGGUGGCCACCUAUGACAGCGAAAGCCAUGGGAAGUUAACAGUUUUCUCAAUGAAAGCAAUGCUGGCAACAAUGUGUGGAGGGAAAAUCGUGGACAAACUGCGUUAUAUUUUCUCACAGAUCUCUGACUCGAGUGGAGUCAUGGUGUUUGCCAAGUUUGAUCAGUUUCUUCGGGAGGUGCUGAAGCUGCCCACAGCUGUGUUCGAGGGCCCUUCGUUCGGUUACACGGAGCAUUCGGUGCGGACAUGCUUCCCUCAGCAGAAGAAGAUCAUGCUGAACACAUUUUUGGAUGUGUUGAUGGCAGAUCCUCCUCCUCAGUGUCUCGUGUGGUUACCACUCAUGCACCGACUUGCUAAUGUUGAAAAUGUCUUCCAUCCGGUGGAAUGUUCAUAUUGCCGGAGCGAGAGCAUGAUGGGUUUCCGGUAUCGGUGCCAACAGUGCCAUGGCUACCAGCUUUGUCAGAGCUGCUUCUGGCGUGGCCAUGCCAAUGGUCCCCAUAGCAACCAGCACCAGAUGAAGGAGCACUCCUCUUGGAAGUCUCCAGCCAAAAAGCUGAGCCACGCAAUCAGUAAAUCUCUAGGCUGCGUCCCCAUCGGAGAGCCACCGCAUCCUGUGUUCCCCGAGCAGGCUGAGAGACCACAGGAACUCACCCAUACUGUUCAGCCGAAACCAGUGGCCAACAACAUGAACGACACAUUGCUCAUGUCCUCUGGGGCACCUACUCCUACCAAAAGUGUCUUGGAGAGUCCCAGCCGGCUAGAUGAAGAGCACCGCCUCAUCGCUCGCUACGCUGCCCGCCUGGCAGCCGAGGCGGGCAACUCUACACAACAGUGUCCUCCAACAGAUCUGAGUUUCAACUUCGAUGCCAAUAAGCAGCAGAGGCAGCUGAUUGCAGAGCUGGAGAACAAAAACAGGGAGAUCCUCCAGGAGAUCCAGAGGCUGCGUUUGGAGCACGAACAGGCCUCUCAGCCGACCCCAGAAAAAGCCCAGCAGAACCCCACCCUUCUCACUGAACUGCGGCUCCUCAGACACAGGAAGGACGAGCUGGAGAGGCGCAUGUCGGCCCUGCAGGAGAGCAGACGGGAGCUAAUGGUGCAGCUGGAGGGGCUCAUGAGGCUUCUAAAGGAUGAGGAGCAGAAGCAGGCUUCGCAGUCUGGAGGCUCCCCUCAUUCUUCCCCCAGUCACGGCGCAGGCUGCUCCAUGCCCAUGCCCAUACGCUCCACCUCGGCUGGGUCCACCCCAACUCACACACCACAGGACUGCCUGGCAGGGGUGGGAGGGGACGUGCUGGAGGCCUUUGCUCAGGGUGUACCUAGAAAUCUUCGGAAUGAUCUAUUAGUUGCUGCUGAUUCAAUCACAAACACCAUGUCAUCUCUGGUGAAAGAGCUCCACUCAGUAGACGACGGGGGAGAGGAAGAGGAGACCAACAUGAGGAACGGUGGGGACAGAGGCACAGUGAGAGUACAGAAGCACUGAGGGACAGAGAACACCAUCCCAUCCUGUAAGGACAUACAGUCA
Molecule: messenger RNA, 1860 nt
Organism: Toxotes jaculatrix (banded archerfish)
Lineage: Eukaryota; Metazoa; Chordata; Actinopteri; Toxotidae
Gene: dtnbb
Product: dystrobrevin, beta b
Exons: 18
Coding region: 1-1818 (605 amino acids)
Biological process (GO): synaptic signaling
Cellular component (GO): synapse; plasma membrane
Molecular function (GO): zinc ion binding
Source: RefSeq, a predicted model, not a curated record